GGCCAGCAGAGCCCAACCCAAACCCAGUGCGAAGUGUGCUAGAAUGGAAAAGGAUACGUUUCCUUUGGGUUUUGGGUGGGAGAGACUGGGUCUGGGACAGAGCUGAAAACGAAAAAACAACGAGAGUUGCAGAGAGAAGAAGGAAGAAGGAAGAUGAGUGAGACAAGGCCAGUUCCUAGGAGAGAGAGUCCAUGGGGAUUGCCAGAAGGAGAGCAUCGACAGCCCAAGGCUCAUCGUUGCAACGAUCGAGCUGAAGAUGUUAUCCAAGCUUGUUUUGAGGGAAGCCCAUUUAAGACAGUUCCAGGACCUUUUAAGCUCUUUUGGCAAUGCAUGCGCUCUAAACCUGGGGAGGAACCAACAGAACCAUACAUGUAUUUGCAGCUGGAUCCACCAAAGAGAGGUGACGCUUGAGUGAAGUGCCAUUUAAUGCAUUUUCUCUCGGAUUUGGAUCCCUGUCUCCAUAACAAAUGUAUAAUUCUGAAUGCUACUGAUAUAAGGUUCUUUUCUGUUUAGCAAUAAGCAUGACCAAGAAUUUUUGGCAGUACUGUUGUGUAGACCAUCGUUUAUUAUUUUAACGUGUUGGUUUUCUAUCA
Molecule: messenger RNA, 593 nt
Organism: Theobroma cacao (cacao)
Lineage: Eukaryota; Viridiplantae; Streptophyta; Magnoliopsida; Malvales; Malvaceae
Product: hexokinase-1 protein
Source: RefSeq, a predicted model, not a curated record